Molecule: messenger RNA, 1989 nt
Organism: Branchiostoma belcheri (Belcher's lancelet)
Lineage: Eukaryota; Metazoa; Chordata; Leptocardii; Amphioxiformes; Branchiostomatidae
Exons: 9
Coding region: 637-1626 (329 amino acids)
Biological process (GO): homologous chromosome pairing at meiosis; meiotic attachment of telomere to nuclear envelope
Cellular component (GO): nuclear inner membrane
Molecular function (GO): DNA binding
Source: RefSeq, a predicted model, not a curated record
AGCAGUUACGCCGCACAGUACUGUCCAUAUCCAUGAUUGCAUCAAUUACUUUAAUCGGUAGAUGUCGCUUGUGAGCGGGGAGUGUUGAUUUCAGUGAUGACAGCAUCAACACGCUGUAUUGAAACAAAUGAAGUUUGAUAUCACAACGACUGAACCGUUGUGAAAAUUGAUAAUAUUUCAACCAAAUCCUUAUCCCUUUUUUUUGUGAUGUAGUUGUGUAACCAUUUACCAGCAGAGUAACGUUGCUCACAGAAUCCCGACAAAUAUCCAAUAACCUCUUGGCGUUUUUAUUGCCACAGGGACGUUCCAUGUUCAACAAAUGAUCUGACAACUUGGUGGUUUGUGACUCGAGUUGUUUGAUAAUUUUCCAUUCAAAAUUUUCCUUUCACACAUCUUACGAGGGUGUUGUUAUCAUUCUUAAGUUUAGCGGGACAGAGCAACGGUUUACCCCUUCACCACUUGUACCUGAGAUAGCAAUUGUCAGACGUCAACUCAUCAUCAUUUUUCACCACUCAAAAAUCCGGUAGGUCGAAAAAGCGCAUAUUCAUUAAUUGGCCUGAUUGGAAUUACAGGAUUUAAUGCCAAUUGAUAACGAUUUGGGGUGUAUCAGAAUAUCCAGCCAACUUUUGAAGAAGGAUGUCCAAGCUGGAAACAUUCAAGUUGCCGGACCAGGACACUCGGCUCAUCAGGUGCAACAACACAGUCUACAAGUUCAAGCUGCAGUAUAGGGAUGGGUCCAACAGACUUCCCUGUGAUGUUGCCACCAUGCAGCAGGAGAUGGAGCAUGUGGUCCGUUGUCUUUUACAAAUCAAGGAAAGCUUACAUCCUGUUCGUACCGACCACUUCGUCAUCUAUCCAUACAAAAGGCCCUGGGGGACAGCAAGAAAGCUUAAGUUCUACCAAGGUCAGAGAGAGCUACAGGCCUACCCAUAUGUGCUGUAUGUGUAUGUAGAACCUACAUGUAAGAUAGCCCAGGUACAGAGGUCUUCACCAGACCCAAUAUGUCCAGCCGUGGAUGAUGAUAUUCAUGGAACAAGUGCUGUUGCUGAUGAUGACAAGCUUGAGGGAGUUGAUGAGGGGAGUGAGACACACAAGAGAGAUAAACCUAGGCUGACCCAGGCUAACAUCAAUGAAGUUUUGAACACAGAAUAUGGACACCUCUUCAUACCACCUCCCCCAAAGAAGGUCAAAAGGAAACAUAUAAGACAGACAGAAAGAUCUGUGAGGACUCAAGAACAUGAAGCAGUUGACCAGAGUAAGGAACUACCCGUGACUCAGGCAGAUGAGACACCUCCAGGUCCAAGCAGUGCCCCAGCCCCCAGUACCAGCAGGAAGGCCUACAGGCUGGGGAGGAGACACAGGUCGGUGGACACCCCCAUCAGUGGACGUCCCAGGAAGAUCCAUCUGCACUCCCGCCCAGACCGCCAUGCCAUUGAGUCUUUCCAGCUGGCCGAACAGCAGCGGCUGCAGCAGCUAGCCUGUCCCACAUCCACCAGGAGCACUGCCUGUGACCCGGAGCAGGACACACAGCCUGCACACGCACAGGAGAUGUCUGUGGUAGGGUCUUUCCUCAGAAUGCUCAUCAACCCUGCUAGACAACUGUUCAGAGGACAUGAUACCAGCUAAGGAGAGGAAUCCUGUGACAGAAGAAACCCCUGUUUCUACCAGUGUUAUUGCUUAGACUAAAGAAAUACAUAUCUAUAUUCUACUAUAGAUGUUCUGACUGGCAAAGUGCAGGUCUCCUUACUGUCCAAGAAUAUUUUUUUUCAAAGCCAGUACAGAAGUAAAUAUUGAGCUGAGUUACAUGUUUUGGAAGCAUCUUUUAAUUUCUGUCAAUGGAGCUAAUUGUUUUGCAUUAUAUACUAGUAUAUAGAAUCUUGAUGUCUAUUUCAGACUCGGAACAAAGGAAGAGUAGCUGGAGUUAUUGUAGUUGCAUAUAUUCUGUGGAAGUGUUCCUGAUAAAAGGAUUCUACUACAUAGUAGUUCGGU